Molecule: messenger RNA, 4791 nt
Organism: Notolabrus celidotus (New Zealand spotty)
Lineage: Eukaryota; Metazoa; Chordata; Actinopteri; Labriformes; Labridae
Gene: ankrd28a
Product: serine/threonine-protein phosphatase 6 regulatory ankyrin repeat subunit A
Exons: 29
Coding region: 484-3792 (1102 amino acids)
Cellular component (GO): cytoplasm
Molecular function (GO): protein binding
Source: RefSeq, a predicted model, not a curated record
UCACAGGGACUCUGUGUGUGCGCGCGUGUCUGCAUGUGACGUAUGUGUUAGUGUGAGCGCGUGCUCCUGGCUGCAGCACAGCAGUGAGGAGAUGUAGCUUCCUGUGUGCUGCGAGGCAGUCCGAGCUCAUUCUGCCGCAUGCCGCUUACUGCCACCAUUACGCAGAGGAAUUCCCUGCUGUCUCCGCUACUGCUCUCACAGAGAGGGAGUGUGGGUUAAGGAGAGGAGGAGAGGAGGAGACAUGCAGCAAAGCGACAUUGACAGAUAGAGGACGGAGCCGGAUUUCACUUUGGAUUUUACAUGAAGAUGAGCUGUGUUUGUUUACGAGGAAGCUGCUGUGUUUAUGGGAUUUUUUUGCUGACCUUCGUGCUCCCGGAUUGCGCACAUAUGGAAGAGGGAACACUGUGUAUUAAUGUGUGUGUGUGUGUGAGUGAGAGGAUGUGUAAGUGAUUGUGUCGGUGUGUGUAUGAGCGUUCGUUCCUGAUGCGUUCAGAGCGGGCCAGCCGUGUGUGUAUCGUGGUGCUGGAGGAGGUGGAGGAGGAUGAGCCCUCUUCUUCACCCCCACCUCCUCGGCCCAAAUCAUCCCCAGACCGCAGAUCCCAUCAUGCCUCGCGAAGGGUUGCUGCUGCUCAGGAGGACAAGCCGUCACUGUUGAGAGCCAUCUUCAACCUGGAACCAGAUGAAGUCCGUGCGCUCAUCUUCAAGAAAGAGGAUGUCAACAUUCAGGACAAUGAGAAGCGGACGCCUCUGCACGCUGCCGCCUACCUGGGAGACGCUGAGAUCAUUGAACUGCUCAUCCUGUCAGGAGCCAGAGUUAAUGCCAAAGACAACAAGUGGUUGACUCCUCUUCACCGGGCUGUCGCCUCUUGUAGUGAGGAUGCAGUGGCAGUGCUGCUGAAGCACAGCGCAGAUGUUAACGCUCGGGACAAGAACUGGCAGACGCCGCUCCAUGUCGCAGCUAGCAACAAGGCAGUACGCUGCGCAGAGGCUUUGGUUCCACUGCUCAGCAACGUCAAUGUGUCGGACCGGGCUGGACGCACUGCCCUGCACCACGCUGCCUUCAGUGGACAUGUAGAGAUGGUGAAGCUGCUGCUGUCCAGAGGAGCCAACAUUAAUGCAUUUGACAAGAAGGACAGGAGAGCGAUCCACUGGGGAGCCUACAUGGGUCACCUGGAGGUGGUGAAGUUAUUGGUAGCCAGUGGAGCAGAGGUCGACUGUAAAGACAAGAAAGCCUACACGCCGCUCCAUGCAGCUGCCUCCAGCGGGAUGAGCAGCACAGUGCACUACCUGCUGGGGCUCGGAGUCCAUGUCAACGAGGUGAACGCCUAUGGCAACACACCGCUCCAUUUAGCCUGCUACAAUGGGCAGGAUGUGGUGGUCAGUGAGCUCAUAGAUGCAGGAGCCCACGUUAACCAGGUGAACGAGAGAGGCUUCUCUGCUCUUCACUUCGCCUCCUCUUCACGGCAGGGGGCGCUGUGCCAGGAGCUGCUAUUGGCCCAUGGAGCUCACAUCAACAUGCGGAGUAAGGAUGGUAAAACGCCCCUCCACAUGGCAGCUACCCAUGGAAGGUUCUCCUGCUCUCAGGCUCUAAUUCAAAAUGGAGCUGAGAUAGAUUGUGAGGACAAGAGCAGAAACACUGCCCUUCACAUCGCUGCCCGCUACGGCCAUGAGCUCAUCAUCACAGCACUCAUCAAACAUGAAGCCAACACCACCAAGAGAGGCAUUCACGGGAUGUUCCCUCUCCACCUGGCAGCUCUCAGUGGCUUCUCAGAUUGCUGCAGGAAGCUGCUGUCCUCAGGGUUUGACAUAGACACCCCUGAUGACUUUGGAAGGACCUGUCUACAUGCUGCUGCAGCUGGAGGGAACUUGGAGUGUCUGAACCUGCUGUUAAACAUUGGAGCAGACUUUAGCAGGAAAGACAACUUUGGAAGGACUCCACUACACUAUGCAUCAGCCAACUGUAACUACCAGUGUGUGUUCGCCUUGGUGGGCUCUGGGGCGAGUGUUAAUGAGCAGGACCAGAGAGGCUGCAGCUCCCUGCACUACGCCGCCGCAGCUGACACAGACGGAAAGUGUGUGGAGUACCUGCUGAGGAAUGAUGCUGAUCCAGGAGUGAGAGACAGACAGGGUUACAGUGCAGUGCACUAUUCCUCAGCCUACGGACGCACACUCUGCCUGGAGCUGAUGGCGAGUGAGACUCCUCUAGAUGUGUUAAUGGAGACAUCAGGAACAGACAUGCUGAAUGACACAGAGAGCCAGGCCCCUGUCAGUCCACUCCACCUGGCUGCUCACCACGGACACUGUGGGGCAUUAGAGGUUCUCUUGUCGUCUCUGCUGGAGGUGGAUGUGUGCAGCCCAGAAGGCCGGACCCCCCUCAGCCUGGCCUGUUCCAGGGGGCAUCAGGAGUGUGUCUCCCUGCUGCUUCACCACGGCGCCUCACCCAUGACGCGGGACUACACAAACAAAAAGACAGCCCUACAUGCUGCAGCUAUGAAUGGCCACCCAGAGUGCCUGCGCCUGCUCGUGAGCAACAACAACCAACACAUUAAUGUGGAUGCACAAGACAGCAACGGACAGACUCCUUUAAUGUUGGCUGUGCUGAAUGGACACACAGAGUGUGUGUACUCUCUUCUCAGUCAAGGCGCCAGUGUAGAGAAUCAGGACUGCUGGGGGAGAACAGCACUACAUCGAGGGGCUGUGACUGGUCAGGAGGAGUGUGUGGACGCUCUUCUACAGCGGGGGGCCAGUGUGUGUGUGAGAGACAUCAGUGGUCGCUCCCCUCUUCAUCUGGCAUCUGCUUGUGGUCGUGUGGGUGCUUUGGGUUCUCUUCUGCAGGCCACAAACACCUCACACACCCAAACGCACCUCACUGACAACCAGGGCUACACACCACUGCACUGGGCCUGCUACAAUGGAUAUGAUGCUUGUGUGGAGGUGCUUCUAGACCAGGAGGUGUUCAAGAAGAUUAGAGGAAACUCUUUCAGUCCUCUGCACUGUGCUGUUAUAAAUGAUAACGAGGGAGUAGCUGAGAUGUUAAUCGACUCACUGGGAUCAACUAUCAUCAACACCACUGACUCAAAGGGCAGAACCCCGCUUCACGCUGCAGCUUUUUCCGACCACGUGGAGUGUGUUUCCCUGCUGCUGAGCCAUGGAGCAAAGGCAGAUGUUGUGGACACACACUUACACAGGACACCUCUGAUGAUGGCAGCUCUAAAUGGACAAACCAAUACUGUGGAAGUGUUGGUGAGCAGCGCUAAGGCAGACUUGGCUGUGCAGGAUGCGCAAAGGGACACAGCGUUACACUUGGCUUGCAACAAGGGUCAUGAGACGAGUGCCUUGUUGAUUCUGGAAAAGAUGGGCGAUAGAAAUGUCAUCAACUGCACCAAUGCUGCUCUCCAGACGCCCCUGCAUGUAGCAGCCAAGAGGGGACUGACAGUGGUGGUCCAGGAACUGCUCGGGAAAGGAGCUAGUGUGUUAGCAGUGGAUGAAAACGGCUACACUCCUGCUCUUGCCUGCGCCCCCAACCGCGACGUGGCCGACUGCUUGGCACUCAUCCUCAACUCCAUGAUGCCCACCUCCCCUAUGGUCACCAUCGCAGCUUUACCCGCACUUUCUCUCACUCAGACAGUCAUCAACCAUCACCCCACUAACAACCACGUCUCCAAAGGUGUGGCCUUUGACACCCCACCCCCUUUGAGGCCCGACCACGCCUCCUACUGCAGGCCCGAGCGCCCGCUGUCCUCUGUCUCUGUCGACGAUGAACUAAAUGACUCUGAUUCAGAGACGUACUGACGAGGACGUCACUGCUAUUGGACACAGUGAACACAACACUGGCAGGUUUGCCAGCUACUCAGGAGCCUUAAUAGAUCACUGACAAGAACUUUAAGACAGCGAGAAAGACGAGGGAGCAAAAUGAGCCAGUGUGUGGAUUAUUUUUAGAGAAGCUUCCUCAAAUCUAAAAAUAACUCUCGUUGUGAGCCAGAUGUUUUGUUUGUUUAAGGUGCAGUUGGGUGGAGAAUAAUAUGCUAAAAUAUAGAACACACCCUACAUCUCUAUCGGACGGUAUCACUGUAAUGUCUUUUUAAAUUUGAAGCAGUGUUUUUUUUUUUAAGACCACAGUCUUAGUGAUAUUUUCUGGAGUGGUUUUAAUUCUUUUCACAGGUUUCCCAUCAAACUUUCACUAGAAAAGGAUCCAGAGAAAGGCUCAGAGGACUCAAAUGACAAACAGAGGGACAAUCUUAUGGGACCAGGACAUUGAAUACUGUUUUUUUUCCCACUGUUCUUUGAAGUUUUAAUCCUUUCUGAGCUGCCAUGAUGGCUGUAACUCCUCAUCCACAUUGGUGAUGCUGCCUCGUUGUUUUGACCCUCUUUUUAAUUCUCUGGUAGGAAAUUAUUGUUGAACACUACAUUUUUUUACAGAGUGGAGAUUGAAUCCAUGGUGGCAGAGUCUGACAGCAGGUGGAUGUAUGAAACAUUUACUGAAUUGGUCAGGAGUCAGAUGAUGACUGAAUGAACGGCCUGAGGAACCUUUAUCUUGUAAUGCUGUAACUACUCGAUGUCUGUGUACUGUACUGGAGACAGGGGAACGUAGCUGAAUCUUUGUAUUCGUGUGUGUGUGUGUGUGUGUGUGUGUGUGUGUGUGUGAGAGAGAGAGAGAGAGAGAGACAUUAUGAAAAUUAAUAAUUAUUGCCUUCUUAGGGACACGCAACUUUUAGGCAGAGGAUGAACUACUUGGUGCAAUGUUUGUAAAGAUUAAGUCAUGAAUGAAUAAAGAUAUUUGUUUUGGAUUCA